Molecule: messenger RNA, 2108 nt
Organism: Onychostoma macrolepis
Lineage: Eukaryota; Metazoa; Chordata; Actinopteri; Cypriniformes; Cyprinidae
Exons: 6
Coding region: 120-668 (182 amino acids)
Biological process (GO): positive regulation of apoptotic process; mitochondrial outer membrane permeabilization
Cellular component (GO): nucleus; mitochondrial envelope; mitochondrial outer membrane
Source: RefSeq, a predicted model, not a curated record
CGCUCAAACACGCACAACAACAGUGUUGUCAACACACACAGAGGACAAGGAAACACGGGCAAAGAGAGUCGAGAAGAGCUGAAGUCAGUGCAUCUGCCCCUGAACCCCUCUGUCUCAUCAUGGCUCUGUCAGGAUCUCAGUCACCGGAUGAUGCUUUGCACGGCUCUUGGGUGGAGCUGGAGGGUCUGGUGGCUUCUGCAGGUCAAACAGAAGCACAGGACACCACAGCCUCCUUCCUGCAGGGGGAGCUGGAGAGGAUUCUGCUGGAAGCUCAGCUGGAGUGUGAGAGGAGUAGUCAAACAGAAAGUCCUCCACAGGUCGUGACCCCGAGAACAUCUGGAUCUCCCAAACCAGCCAGUGAGGGCAGCAGCAGCACAGAUUGUGUGACUAUACAGUCGGAUGAGAAUGACAGGCGAGUGAGUGCUGAAUGGGUGUGGGAUUGGUCCAGUCGGCCAGAAAACCUCCCGCCCAAGGAGUUUGUGUUUCAUCACCCAAAGCAGUCCGGCUCUCUGAGCGUGAGGAAGACUGAGGUGAUGAAGAGGGGUUUGUUUUCUUCAGACGUGCUCCUCAUCCUCCUGCCCUCUCUGCUUGCCUCACACGCUCUGACACUGGGUCUGGGAAUAUACAUAGGAAAACGGCUGGCAUCCUCCUCCACCAGCACACUGUGACAUGUGACAUUUGGCAGCUCACCGAUUGGCUGAGGCCCCUGCCACUAGCACUGCAGCCCAAUCACGCCUCUCUUCUCCUCCUGUGAUGGGCAACAGCCUCUUCUGCCUCUGUCUGUGUUUGUCCCGUCCCACCACAAAACUGUCUUUCUCCGUCUCCAUGCUUUUAAAGGGGUCAUAUCACGAGGAAUCAAACUGUCCUUGAUAUUUUUAGAUACAAGAGCCUGAUGUUCCAUGAAAGUAUGUGUUUCAGAAUGAUAUACAUUUGAGAAAUCAAAACUUUCUUCCCAAAAGGAGCGUUUAUUGAAAAUAAGCUGUAACAUCUUAUUUUGAAGACCUAAAUUGCAGAUUUAUGUAUUUGAAUUGCACAUACAAUUAUCAUUCAUUUGCAUUAGUUUUAAACAUAAACUAAUAAACUUAAUGUGAUUUUUCAGUCAAACCAGCAAGAUUUCUAUAAUAGUACUAAACUGAAUGUUUUAAAUACACAAUAACCAGCUUUAUAUAUUUAUCAUCAAUAACUGUUUCAGUCUCAUACAUUCUAACUAAAUGAAUAUCGCUUGUUCCAUAUUUUAACCAUGUUUAUACUUUUUAACCGAACAAAUUUAAUUUUCACAGUGAACUGAUUCUAAGCAAUUUGAAUAAAUUGGGAAAAUAUGAUUGUUUAAAUAAAAUAGAUGCAGAUAGUUAAGAAUAAAAUAAUAAUGAAGUACAGAAAUCUUACCUGUUUCUUAGCCAUUUCAUUUAUGUAUGGCUGACAAAUAUUUAUCACAUUAAGUUUAUUAGUUUUUGUCAAAACCCAAAUGAACGGAAAUUUUAUAUGCAAUUCAAAGACAUAAAUAUUAAAUACCUAAAUUUGAUGUCAGACUGAUUAAUAUGUUAUGACAUGAUUGACCAGAAGAGUUAAAACAGGUCAAAGAAAAUUAGGAUUGUUAUUUAUGCAAAAAAUUAGAAGUGGAGCUCAGGGAAAACUUUAUGUAUGAUAUGACCCCUUUAACCCCACGAGAGUGUCUUUUUAAGACUAAACUGUCCCUCCAAAUCUUUUUGUAGAUGUUUAGUCCACAAAGGACUGUGUCCACAUGUGUGUCAGGUCUAAUACUGUACAAUUACUACAGGGAACACAGAAACUGUAAUGCACUGAAAUCUAGCUGAAAGAGUGUAAGAGAGGAGAAAACUGACAGUGAGCGAAGCAAGUAUUAUUUGACAUCUAAAUCAAAUGCAAGACAUACAUUGAGUUUGAGACGGAGUUCAGUCAUGGAAAGUGUAUAUGACUGAAUCCUUUCGUGUUUGUGUGGAGCAAAAUAAUUAGAAAAAUCUCAUGUUGCAGUAACGUGUUUGAGAUAUAGAUCCAUUCCAUGUUGUAAUGUGAAGUUCAUCAGGUUAUCUGCUCAGAUUAAUCUUGUUUGUAACGACUCGACCACAAUAAAUGUCACUCUUACCACCUUC